UCACCGACGCUACAAAGAUGUCUGACGAUGAGUUUCUUAUGGACGAUGCGGCGGACGAGGACUACGACUUUGACUAUGAGGAAGACGAUGCCGAGGACGAGGCCGAUGCAGACAUCGAGAACAUGUACUACAAUGCCAAGGCGAAGAAGCUCGAGGACGUAGACGGCGCAUUAGACGACUUUGCGAAAGUCGUCGAAAAGGAGGGCUCGCAGAAGGGCGACUGGGGCUUCAAGGCACUCAAGCAAAUGACGAAGCUCAACUUCCGCCGUGGAAGGCAUUCCGAUGCACUCAAGACGUACACCCAACUGCUCAGCUAUACCAAGAGCGCUGUGACCAGAAAUUACAGCGAGAAGUCCAUCAAUGGAAUCCUCGACUACGUUUCUGCGGACACUUCUUCUACAACACAGGAUGCGGCCAAAAUCGACCUUGCGACGAUGGAGCAGUUUUAUGACGUGACCAAAAAGGCGCUCGAAGAGUCAAAGAACGAGAGGCUGAGUGUGAAGACAGACCUGAAGCUCGCUCGCCUCUGGCUUGCGAGGGGCGAGUACGGGAGGUUGAACACAAUUCUGAAGGAUCUCCGGGCACACUGCACCACUGCCGAUGGCGCAGACGACCAGUCCAAGGGUACGAUCCUUCUCGAAAUCUUUGCUCUCGAGAUCCAGAUGUAUGGCGAGACAGGUAACUUCAAGAAGCUCAAGGAAACGUACGAUGCCACAUUGCAAGUCAAGAGCGCCAUUCCCCACCCACGCAUCAUGGGCAUCAUCCGCGAGUGCGGCGGCAAGAUGUACAUGUCUGAGAAAAAUUGGGAGGCAGCCCAGAUCGACUUCUUUCAGGCUUUUCUCAGCUAUGACGAAGCGGGCAGCCCGCAGAGGAUCCAGGUGCUCAAGUACCUCGUUUUGGCCCACAUGCUCAUGGGGAGCGACAUUAACCCGUUCGACAGCCAAGAGACAAAGCCAUACAAGAAUGAUCCCGAGAUCGUAGCAAUGACGGACUUGGUGUCUGCCUACCAGCGCCGCGAGGUGCACGAGGCCGAAAGGAUCCUGCGCGAGAACAAACGGACAAUCAUGGACGACGCCUUUAUUCGUGCAUACAUCGACGAUGUCCUCCGUGGCUUGAGGACCCAGUACCUCAUCGACCUCAUCAAGCCAUACACGAGAAUCGAGCUGGGCUUUCUGGCGAGGCAGCUCAAUGUCACGCCAGCCGAGGUCGAGGCGCUGCUCAUGACUCUCAUCCUCGACGGCAAGAUCGCAGGCAAGAUCGACCAGGUGCAUGCUCGCCUCGAGCUUGACAAUGGCGCACGCCGUGGCGGCGAUCUCAACGAGAAACGGUACAAGGCCCUGGAUCGGUGGGCACGGGAGGUGGGCAACCUGAGUGCCACGGUCCAGGACAAGCAUGGCGGAGGGGCGGGGGGCGGUUCAAGCGCAACACAGGGCGCUUUCGGCGGCCUUGGCCGAUUGGCCAUGGGCAUCGGGCCUGGCCUUGCCUGACCUUCGGAACCGAUCAAACAAACGACCAACUGUAUCAUGACAUAGUACACUUUCAUUCCCCUUCUACCUCUUUACAAUCUUCACGCUCUACAAGUCU
Acaromyces ingoldii is the source of this 1584-nucleotide messenger RNA. RefSeq names its product PCI-domain-containing protein. The record is from RefSeq and is a predicted model, not a curated record. The coding region runs from base 18 to 1487 and encodes 489 amino acids. Gene Ontology annotation, biological process: protein deneddylation. The transcript has 7 exons. NCBI's taxonomy places the organism in Eukaryota, Fungi, Basidiomycota, Exobasidiomycetes, Exobasidiales, Cryptobasidiaceae. Gene Ontology annotation, cellular component: COP9 signalosome.